AUGAUGGUGAAUGUGUGUAUUGGUCUAGCAAGAUACCUACGGAUACCCGAUGGUGUGGUUGAUAUGGUUCAGGAGGAUGCUAUCAGGCUCCAACGUAUGAAGGCUGAGAAGGGUGCUGGAAAGGGCAAGGGUAAAGGCAAAGGGAAGGGUGGUGGUAUACCAGCAGGGAAAGACGCUCAUCUCCCUGGUGUCCAGGUCGUGGUGAGGCUGCUGGCCCUCGUAUGCGUCGGUAAUCAGUGUUGA
Molecule: messenger RNA, 243 nt
Organism: Perkinsus marinus ATCC 50983
Lineage: Eukaryota; Perkinsozoa; Perkinsida; Perkinsidae
Exons: 3
Coding region: 1-243 (80 amino acids)
Source: RefSeq, a predicted model, not a curated record